AUGUCUUCUCUAACUUCCCUACCAGAUAUUGCACUAACAAAUAUUCUGGAACACUUGGACUUUAAGUCCAUAUUGACUCUCCGGCAUACCUGCCAUGACCUUCGUAACUUCAUCGACGAUGUCAAGCCCAACUCAAAUGUCAGAAGCAUCCAUAUCUCUAUUGGAACUGAGUCAAUAAAUCUCGUGCUCUAUGCAGAAACUAGAUUUUCAAAAACUUACAAAGAAGACAACUUUUCUGAACAAUUUCUAACGAACCUGAUGAUAAUUCUAAGUUUUCAAAGAGCUCCACUGGAAUAUAUGGAAGUUUCAUAUGACUAUCGACACCCAACGGAUCAAUUUAUCUCUCUGGAGGAGAUUUCAAAGAUUCUCAAAUGUAGACCACGCUCACUUUCAGUCAAUCAUUUUCGGUUGGAAAUUUUCAACCAAGAAGAUGUUAUGUUUGUGUUACCAUUCAUAACAACUGAGAAGAUUAAUAUAUCCAAUCCAAAAAGGAAACACGACGUGCUGGAAUUGAAUAAUGUUGUAGAAUUGGACCAGUGGAAGCAGGCCAAGGAGAUUGACAUUCGAAAUUUUACUAUCGUGGAGUCACUUAACCAUUUUCUGAAUUUCGAUGACAUUUUUGUGCAAGUGGAGACGAUUUCUUUGGAAGAUGUUGUCAUGAUGAAAAAUAAAUUCCUUGAAAAUACAGUAUCCCCUGUCUGCGGAUCGGUGAUUUUCAUUCUUGCAAAGCGUUACCCGGAUACAAGUGAUAGUUCCCUGUUACUUACUCGACUAAGAGACCAACAUGUAUCCCUGCAAACAUUUGUUAGCUCAGAUGCAACGGGUGGCUCUGAUAAGCAGUCUCUAUAUGACCUAUCGGUGAAGACUAACGGAUUUUGUGGAUUUGCAGAAAAUCUUACUGAUGCUGAUGUCACCACUAUCUUCAUGACAAACUACCUAUUCUACGCAGUGAAUCCUACUGUAGCUGGUGUAGGUACUGUAGAACUGCCAGCAGCCUUGCUAGAUGAGCCGGAUCUUUUCAACCAAGGAGUAUGGGUCUUUAUGGAGAUUAAUGUGCAGAGUCAUCCACUAGAUGAUAGUUUUCAAAGUGUCCAGAUAUUGAUGUAUGACCAGAAAAUUAAUCACACAGAGGUCGUGACUUUUGAGAGGGGGACUUGGAAGCUGAGGAAGCCAUACCAUACAUUUAGCUUGGGAAACAUGCCGACUAUUAGACUUGGCAGGAAUCAAAGGAUGACUUUGAAUUAUAAUUAUACAAAUUCCAUAAAACAGAAUUUGCAGAUCAGGAUGUAUCAUGGAUACGAUAAUCUUCCUUGGUACCCAUAUUCUAAUUAA
This is a messenger RNA of Caenorhabditis remanei, 1332 nucleotides long. RefSeq lists its product as uncharacterized. Gene Ontology annotation, biological process: innate immune response. Gene Ontology annotation, molecular function: protein binding. Lineage: Eukaryota; Metazoa; Nematoda; Chromadorea; Rhabditida; Rhabditidae. The record is from RefSeq and is a predicted model, not a curated record. The coding region runs from base 1 to 1332 and encodes 443 amino acids. The transcript has 6 exons.